AUUACUUAAUUUGUCAUUAUCACUUUUGUUAAGAGUCGAAACUCGGAAGUCGAAAUCUCUCUUCUCUCAAUCGCCCCCCUUCUGUUUCUCUCUCUCUCUGCAACUCUUCUGGUAUUUCGGGUCUUCUUCAAACCUAGUUGCUGACGCCCUUUCCAGCUUUAGCUUGUGUAAGAAUUGGGUUCGAAGUUAGGGAUUUGAUUUUUUUUCCCGGUUGAUAUCUGAAAUCUAAGGAUGGCUCAGGCUGUCGAAGAAUGGUACAAGCAGAUGCCAAUCAUCACUCGGUCAUAUCUUACAGCUGCAAUUGUCACAACCGUUGGAUGCUCUCUCGAGAUAAUCUCCCCGUAUAAUUUGUAUUUGAACCCAAAUCUUGUCGUACGGCAGUAUGAAUUCUGGCGCCUCAUCACAAAUUUCUUGUACUUCCGGAAAAUGGACUUGGACUUCCUAUUCCACAUGUUCUUUCUUGCUCGAUACUGCAAGCUUCUUGAAGAGAACUCCUUCAGGGGAAGGACUGCAGAUUUCUUUUAUAUGCUCUUAUUUGGUGCCACAGUGUUAACUGUCAUAGUGCUUGUUGGUGGGAUGAUACCUUAUGUAUCAGAGUCUUUUGCAAAAAUUUUCUUCUUAAGCAAUUCAUUGACUUUCAUGAUGGUUUAUGUCUGGAGCAAGCAGAAUCCCUUUAUCCAUAUGAGUUUCUUGGGACUUUUUACUUUUACAGCAGCCUAUUUACCAUGGGUUCUUUUGGGAUUCUCUAUACUUGUUGGUACUAGUGCUUGGGUGGAUUUGCUGGGAAUGAUAGCUGGCCAUGCAUACUAUUUCCUUGAAGACGUAUAUCCACGGAUGACAGGUCGUCGCCCACUGAGGACUCCAUUGUUUAUCAAGUCACUUUUUGCUGAUGAAACCGUAGUGGUAACUCGACCAGAAAAUGUGAGAUUUGCUCCCCCACCAGCACAGGAGGAUCACCAAGAUUAGUUUAGAUAUCGAAGAAAUCAACAUUGACAUGGAAGGGUAGCCAGUGGCUGAUUUUGAUCUUCCCUUGCAAACAGUUGGAAGCUGCAAGUCAGCUCCAAAAUCCAUUAAGGCGAGAGGAAUAGUGGUGAUGUACCAAGUCUAUGUCGUCAUUAAAUACCUGGUUGAAUUGACAACGUUGGGAUGUUAGGUAUAGAUUAUGUUGUUGUUAAUGCUUUCUAGUAGGGCCCUGUGAAGUAGUUGACCCUUUGCAUAGUUAUAUCAAUUGUGUAUAGUUUGGAGAGAUUGUCUCGUGUAUCUGUCGUUUCUUAUAAUUUAACACACAUUUUUGACAAAGCAGGUUCCAUUGCUUCUUCAGCCUUGAACAAACAACCUAUUUUAGUCUUGCUUUA
This is a messenger RNA of Nelumbo nucifera (sacred lotus), 1355 nucleotides long. Its product is annotated as derlin-2.2. NCBI's taxonomy places the organism in Eukaryota, Viridiplantae, Streptophyta, Magnoliopsida, Proteales, Nelumbonaceae. The record is from RefSeq and is a predicted model, not a curated record.